AGCAUAAAGAUGGCAGACAAUGUAAUUAUGAACUUGAACAAAAUAUUUUUGAAGAUACAAAUGAUCGUGGAAUACAAAAUACUUUUAAUAGUUGGGAUAGUGCAAUGAAUGAAGUAAAAAAGUAUGCUUAUCAUAAAGCUGAGACAAUAUUACCAAAUGUCUGCCAACUAUUGAAAGCAUAUUUAACAAAAGAGACACGGAAGAUUCAAGAAGAUCAAAUCAUCCAAGCCCUUUAUUAUCAUACUAGUUGUAUUAGUAAGAAUGAGUUGCAAACUUAUAAUUCAGAUCCUAAUUUAUUUAAUAAAAACUUCACCACAAUUAUCGCAAAAGUUUUAAUUGUUCUUGUUACUAUUGAUGAUAUUGUAGAAAUGUGGGCUGUGCGACAUGUUAUAGAAAAAAAUAUAAAACAUUUUGUAAUUCUUUUAAAUAAUGGUCUUCAUUUAUGUUCAUGUUUUAAUCACCACUCAACAGCUAUUGCUUCUAUUAGUCAGGCCAGUAUGGAUAUAAAUCACCUUAAUGCACUAAAUUAUAAUUAUUUGGGUGUAAAGAGAGAAAUUAAUCAAGAAUUCAUAGAGGAGCAUCAACUAUAUGGAGAAAAUUAUAGUGAAUCUGAUAAUGAAAAUCUUGAUCCUCAAGACUUAGAGAAUUCUCAUAAACACAAGUCAAAAGAAAGGCUGAAUGGGACAG
Racocetra fulgida is the source of this 687-nucleotide messenger RNA. The record is from the annotation of a GenBank genome assembly. NCBI's taxonomy places the organism in Eukaryota, Fungi, Glomeromycota, Glomeromycetes, Diversisporales, Gigasporaceae.